AUGUUUAAUUUUAUUAAAGCAACAGAAGAGGAAAUUCGUGAUCAAGCUGUAGAAGGACUUAUAAGAAAAACUAUAAUUAAAAGAGAAAAAAUUGUUUCGAUUUUCUCAAUUACUUUACCUUAUGGUUAUCCUAUUCCAACAAUUCAAAGAGAUUCAGAACUUUCCCGUUGCCAUUCAAUUCUCGAAGAAUACCAAAUUUAUAGUCGAAGGCGUUUUGGCGGGUGGAAAUAUGAAGUAUCCAAUCAAGAUCAUUGUUUUAUUCAAGGAAAAGAAUUGUGUGAUAAACUUGUUCUCGGUGAAAAUGAAAAAUUAUAUAAAACACUAGUGCCAGAAAAGAGAGGAUAA
This is a messenger RNA of Meloidogyne enterolobii, 345 nucleotides long. NCBI's taxonomy places the organism in Eukaryota, Metazoa, Nematoda, Chromadorea, Rhabditida, Meloidogynidae. The record is from the annotation of a GenBank genome assembly.